This is a messenger RNA of Polypterus senegalus (gray bichir), 2244 nucleotides long. It is a transcript of the gene nol11, whose product is annotated as nucleolar protein 11. Lineage: Eukaryota; Metazoa; Chordata; Cladistia; Polypteriformes; Polypteridae. Gene Ontology annotation, biological process: maturation of SSU-rRNA. Gene Ontology annotation, cellular component: nucleus; nucleolus. Bases 43 to 2199 code for a protein of 718 amino acids. Gene Ontology annotation, molecular function: protein binding; RNA binding. The transcript has 18 exons. The record is from RefSeq and is a predicted model, not a curated record.
UUCCCGACAUGCCUCGCGGCAACCUCCCGUGCUGCGUAAAGCAUGGCAGCACUCUUCGAAGGUUUAACAGUGUGCACCCUGAGUGGUGGAAAAAGUCGCGGCCAGCUCGGUGUGCUCGGAGUGGAAGCUGGUAGCGAGGCUGACCGCAUCGUGGUAACAGAUCUCGGGAGGUCGGUAACCGUGUAUCAGGUUUCCGACCAAAAGCCAUUGGGGUCAUGGACUGUGAAGCAAGGACAAAAACUGACCUCCCCUGCUGUGUUCAAUAGUCAGACUGGUGAAUUUGCUGUAGUUCAAGACAACAAAGUACUUCGUGUGUGGAGAGAUGAAGAUGUAAAUUUUGAUAAAGUUUUUAAAGCGACGCUGUCUGCAGAUGUUCAUCGGUUACAUGCUGUUCCAUCUGGUGAGCCACUUGCUCUGUUUGAGAGGGGUGCCGUCCGACAGCUUGAUACGCUCUUAGCUGUUCCUCAACAAGAAGUAGAAUCCAUUCUCUCAGAAAACGAGGUCAUCAGGUGGAGUGUCUGCUUGUCAGAAGCUAAUCAUCAUGCUGUCCUGUUUGCCACUGAAAAGGAUGAUGAAUACUUCCUUUACCUCCAGAAGCUCAAUCCAGAUGUUUUACAAAAAUACAAGAUGGGGACAGUGGAUUCUAAUGCUACACCAAUAAGUUUCACUGCUACUUUGCAAAGCAAGACUGUCACAAUGAUGUGCUUGUACUCCAGCAACUGUGUGUAUGCUUUCACCUUGCCUUGGCAUUCUGCCAUGUCUGAAGAAAUGCGUACCUUGCCCGCGACCCUGAGCCUACAGCUGCCAGGUUUAGGAUGUGUUCUGACUGAAGGUGCCAUUGUUUCUUUGGAUGAUGCCCAUAUUGCAGUGCUUGGGGCUCCCUGCUCCACGGAACUUUCUGACAAGGAUUUACUCAGCAUCUGGAAUACCCAUUUUCAGACUUUGCAGGCCUCAAAAAAGUUGGCAGGCGGGAUAAAUGGACAGUUGUGGUGUUAUGAGGGAAAACUGUAUGUUCCCCAUGGGAAGGUGCUGACUGCUGUACCUUACCACUGUGAGAAGUCAUCGUUGGCAGCUGCUCUAGGAAGGCUGAAACAUACUACCUCCGAAGAGGGGAGACCUACAGCACUCGACUGGUAUUCAUUUCUUGAGGGAGAGGCCACUGUAAAAGUCAUACAAACCAGGAGGAGCAAGCUGACAAGAAAGAGUACAAGUCAGGGCACAGCUACCUCCAGCAUCAACUCUAUACUUGAAGAAGUCAAGAGCGCCUCCCAGGAGAAUUUGGUCAAAAUCCUAGAAAGUUACCUGUCAAACGUGCAAGAUCCAGAUUUGCAGGUUUCAGUCUGUCAGAUUGUUUCUGAGCUUGUGGUUCGGUGCCAGACAGACACCAAGUUUUUUCCUCGGAAUGCACUGCUGCAGCUGGUACGGACUGAGAGGUUGUCAUACAGUGCAAGUCCGGAUCUCCUAAUGCUGGCCUUGGAGAAGCAGGACUUCAUCUUACUCCAGAUGUGCUUGAGACUGUUUCCUGAUAUUCCUGAGGCUGCCACCUGUGCCUGUUUAAAAUCCUUUCUAAGUACUCCAGACACCACACUAGAUGAUGCAAGUGUGGAUCUUGAACGUAUCUCCUUCAUUGAAAGUUUGAGUACGUCAUCUGCCACAAAAGACAAGACACAAAAUGGCUUCAGCCCCAGUUUGCUGGAGGAGGACAGCUGUGACAUCCAGAUAACCACACCUAAGCAGGAUCAGACAAGUGACUGGAUGGAUAUAAACCUGCCGUGCCCUGUGAGCCUUAAGAAGGCUGCCUUGCUAAAUGAUGUUCUUCAGAUCACUUACACAGAGAACUUCCUUCUUCCACAUUUAAAGGACCUCUCUGUUCAGCAGGUGUUGGUUCUCCUCCAGUAUCUGUGGUUCCUAUACAUCAGAUGUGCGCAUGGAACAGGUAACCUGCCACCUAGUUUCAAGGGGCCCUCAUUAAAUCAGAUCCUGGAUUGGGUGUCAUUGCUGUUAGAUGCUAAUUUCGCCGUCCUUGUCCUCACACCACAGGCAAAGCACCUGCUUCUGCAGCUACACAAGUUUGUGAGAUGCCAGGUGAAAUUUUUUUCUGAACUCAGCAAAAUUGAAGGGAGCCUGCAGCAGUUGCAUCGAAUAAAGAAGAGCAACGAGAACAGCCUGUACUCAAUAGAAGUCCUCCAUCUCUUCUAGCUUCCUGUACCCUGCCAUUUUCCAAAUAAACCCCCUCUGUGCCUC